AUGGAGACAAAUCAAACAUUUCCUCUUUCAAUGCACUGUGGAAAUGAAGUUUCUUUGAAGGUUGAUGCUGUGCAAGACUCUUGGUUGUGGCACAAGCGGUUUCGUCAUCUAAAUUUCCAGGGGCUAAAGCUUCUCCAGAAGAAAAGCAUGGUGAAAAGGUUACUGGAAAUUGAAGCAACAACAGAAGCUUGUGAAUGGUUCUGCCAGAACCCGAAACUGCUCCAGAACCUGCCCCUGAACACCUAUGUGCCCUGUAUGCCAUACCCAGAACGGUUGAUUCCUAAAGCUAAGGAUCAGCAACUUAAAGGCUCUAUGCAAAAUUUGGUUAAGGUGCAGAUUAACUUGCCAUUAUUGGAUGCAAUAAAGAAAAUUCCAUCCCACACUCAACUGUGUAAACCGAAAACUCACGAUUGCUAUUACAAGAAUUGCAAAUCCUUACGGGCACCCAAUAUUCUUCCAGAAUUUAUAGCCGGACAAUUAAAGAACAGAGUUUCAUUUGGCAAAGCAAUGAAAAGAGCUAUUGAAUUAACUGAACAUGCAGAUACAAAAGGGAUUCAAGUACAAAUUACAAGGCACAUCGACGGAAAAGAAAUUGCACGUGUUGAAUGGAUUCGAGAAGGCAGCGUUCCUCUACAAACCAUUCAAGCUGAAAUUGAUUAUAGCCUAAGCUGUUGGAACUAUCUAUGGGGUAUUAGGCAUCCAAUUUGGAUAUUUGUAGACAAGGAAUAA
Messenger RNA from Pyrus x bretschneideri (Chinese white pear), 729 nucleotides. Its product is annotated as 30S ribosomal protein S3, chloroplastic-like. Gene Ontology annotation, biological process: translation. The transcript is spliced from 2 exons. Lineage: Eukaryota; Viridiplantae; Streptophyta; Magnoliopsida; Rosales; Rosaceae. Gene Ontology annotation, cellular component: cytosolic small ribosomal subunit. Gene Ontology annotation, molecular function: structural constituent of ribosome. The record is from RefSeq and is a predicted model, not a curated record. Bases 1 to 729 code for a protein of 242 amino acids.